CAACUUCUAGUUUCAUUUUUCAGCUUUUUAAUUCCUAUACCUCUCUCUUCAAUCUCCUUUUGGCCAUUCAAGUACUCUAGUGCUUCUUCUGUUUUGGUAUCUAAGUUAAGAGUCCUUUUGGUAUAUUUUUCUUGCAAUAUUUCUUCAUCAAAAAGAUUAGAGUUCUAUUCUUGGUACCUUUGAUAAUAUUCUUUAUCUGUUUGUUCAUUCAAAAUGGAUCAAAUCGAUGUUCCUUAUCAUUUUCUUUGCCCAAUUUCGCUUCAACUCAUGAGAGAUCCAGUUACAAUCUCUACUGGGAUUACCUAUGAUAGAGAGAACAUUGAGAGAUGGUUAUUUUCAUGCAAGAACAACACUUGCCCUGUCACAAAGCAAGAGUUGUUUGGUAAAGAUCUAACCCCAAACCACACUCUUCGACGAUUGAUCCAAGCAUGGUGCACCCUCAAUGCCUCUUUCGGAAUCGAGCGAAUCCCAACUCCAAAGCCACCCAUUGAAAGAGCCCAGAUCGCCAAACUUCUUAAUGACGCUAAGAAAUUUCCACACUUGCAGCUCAAGAGUCUACGAAGGCUUAGAUCGAUCACGCUUGAAAGUGAAAGGAAUAGAAUCUGUCUAGAGGAAGCUGGUGCAGUUGAUUUCCUGGCUACAAUCUUGAAAAAUGGUGAUUCUACUUCAGUUGACAUAGCUAGCGAUGAUAAUGAGUCUGAGUUCUCAAGAGCAAGUGAUGAAGCAUUGAACAUUCUUUAUCAUCUCAAAAUAUCACAAAGGAAAUUGAAGAAUCUGAUAACCAAUGAUGGCGAUCAAUUCUUGGAGUCAUUACUUCAAAUCUUGAAGCAUAGUAGCUAUCAAUCUAGAGCUUAUGCGACAAUGUUAUUGAAGUCCGUCUUUGAAGUGGCAGAUCCAAUGCAUUUGAUCAGUAUCAGACCAGAAAUGUUUGUAGAAUUAGUACGUGUACUCAAUGAUCAGAUCUCACAACAAUCUUCAAAGGCGGCAUUGAAGCUUCUUGUGGAGGUCUGUCCAUGGGGAAGAAACCGAAUCAAAGCUGUCGAAGGUAGCGCCGUUUCGGUCUUGAUUGAGCUUCUUCUAGAUAAAUCAGACAAGAGAGCUUGUGAACUUGUUCUAGCUGUUUUGGAUCUGCUUUGUGGUUGUGCUGAGGGACGAGCAGAGUUAUUGAAGCACGGGGCAGGACUUGCCGUUGUUUCCAAGAAAAUACUUAGGGUUUCUCAUGUUGCAAGUGAUAAGGCAGUGAGAAUCCUGUACUCCAUUUGUAGGUUUUCAGCAACGUCUAGGGUUCUUCAAGAAAUGUUGCAGGUUGGUGUUGUGGCCAAGUUGUGUUUGGUUUUGCAGGUGGAUAGUAGUUUCAAGAGCAAGGAGAGAGCUAGGGAGAUCCUCAAGCUGCACUCCAGGGUUUGGAGGAAUUCUGCUUGUGUUCCUGCUUAUUUGAUGUCUUCUUAUCCAUCUUCCUGAUCGAUUUGAGCCUUUUUGUUUCGAGUAUAUAAUGAUCAACGGGGCUAAGUUUGCCUCAUGCAAUAUAAUUUCAAAUAGUACACAUUUUGGGCACGAAGGAUGUCCCAGGAACAGAAAUCUCAAAGCAAAUAAAUUUGUUAUUUUGUUUUUUU
This is a messenger RNA of Populus trichocarpa (black cottonwood), 1613 nucleotides long. RefSeq names its product E3 ubiquitin-protein ligase PUB23. The coding region runs from base 214 to 1461 and encodes 415 amino acids. Gene Ontology annotation, molecular function: ubiquitin protein ligase activity. The transcript has a single exon. The record is from RefSeq and is a predicted model, not a curated record. Gene Ontology annotation, biological process: protein ubiquitination. Lineage: Eukaryota; Viridiplantae; Streptophyta; Magnoliopsida; Malpighiales; Salicaceae.